This is a messenger RNA of Anisakis simplex (herring worm), 912 nucleotides long. The record is from the annotation of a GenBank genome assembly. Lineage: Eukaryota; Metazoa; Nematoda; Chromadorea; Rhabditida; Anisakidae.
AUGUAUCGCCGAUUGCAACCAGCAUUGAACCUGUUUGCUCGUUGCAACAUUUCGAAAUCAGGUGUUCGAUUUUCAUCAUCUGCGCAAAAAUUGUCUCAGCAACAAAUUUUCGAUCGGGAGGACAAAUUCGGAUGUCAUAAUUAUCAUCCACUUCCAGUUGCUCUUUCGAAAGGAAAAGGUGUAAAAGUUUGGGACGUUGACGGUAAAAGUUAUUUUGAUUUCCUAUCGGCGUAUUCCGCUGUUAAUCAAGGACAUUGCCAUCCGAGAAUCGUCAAGGCACUGAAAGAUCAAGCCGAUAUAUUAACACUGACGUCAAGAGCGUUCUUCAAUGAUGUGCUUGGAGAGUAUGAAGAGUUCAUAACGAAGUUAUUUGGUUAUGAUAAAGUACUGCCAAUGAAUACAGGUGUUGAGGCGUGUGAAUCAGCCGUCAAGCUGGCACGUCGAUGGGCAUACGACGUCAAGAAAAUACCACACUAUGAAGCAAAAGUGGUGAUGGCCAAUGACAACUUUUGGGGUCGUAGUAUUGCAGCCGUAUCAUCUUCCACCGAUCCGGAGAGUUACGGUGGAUUUGGACCGUUUCUGCCAGGAUUCGAGAAAAUACCAUAUAAUGAUCUUGAAGCACUUGAGAAAUCGAUAAGUGAUCCAAAAACCGCUGCCUUCAUGGUGGAACCGAUACAAGGUGAGGCGGGUGUUGUGGUACCCGAUGACGGUUACCUCAAAGGAGUUCGAGAACUUUGCACGAAGCACAACGUGCUCUUCAUUGCUGACGAAGUGCAAACUGGACUGGGACGCACAGGAAAGUUAUUAUGUACACACCACGAAAACGUUCGACCGGACAUCGUGACCUUGGGAAAAGCUCUUUCUGGUGGAUGUUAUCCAGUUAGUGUUGCGCUCUUGUUAUUAAUCAGUUGA